CCAAGCAGGGAGGCUGGAAUGAGCUUUGCCCUGGGUGACACUCUACCUUGUCACUGAUUAACCAGCUUCAUAGGAAGGCUGCUCCAUAAAUAUCCUGCUUUGUCUUGAGAGUGACAUCUGGCCAAGUAUUGGUGAGUAGAAAAAAAUGUCCACUCGCUACCACCAAGCUGCUAGUGAUAGCUACCUGGAACUUCUGAAAGAGGCUACCAAAAGAGAUCUGAACCUUUCUGAUGAAGAUGGAAUGACUCCUACACUCCUGGCAGCCUACCAUGGGAAUUUAGAAGCCCUAGAAAUAAUCUGCAGCAGAGGGGGGGACCCUGAUAGAUGUGACAUCUGGGGAAACACUCCUCUACAUUACGCAGCCUCCAAUGGCCAUGCCCACUGCGUCUCCUUCCUAAUCAACUUUGGUGCCAACAUCUUUGCCUUGGACAAUGACUUACAGUCUCCACUGGAUGCUGCUGCUAGCAGAGAGCAGAAUGAAUGUGUUUCUCUCCUGGAUAAGGCAGCUACUGCCCAGAACAUCAUGAACCCCAAGAAGGUCACUAAGCUGAAGGAGCAGUCUCAGAAGAAUGCCAGGAGGCAGAUCAAAGAAUGUGAGAGGCUCCAGGAGAAGCAUGAAAAUAAGAUGGCCCGCACCUAUAGUGAGGAAUCUGGUACUUUUUCUUCCAAGAGCACUUUUGCCAGAUCAUCUCUUUCAAAUGCUUCUGCUUCUAGCACACUUGGGUCACUCUCUAAGGGCAUUAAAGGUACCUUCAAGAUAAAGUUCAAGAAGAAUAAAGAUACAUCAGAGCAGGUAGAGAAGGAGUGCAGAAAUGAGCAGAGGAAUGUGAUGGAUAUGUUCAGAGAGGAAGAAGAAGACACAUUCUCAGGGGACUUCAAAGAGAAGCUCCAGGUUUCAGCAGAGGGCAGCUGUGUGCAACAUGAAUCCAUUCUCAGCCGUCCAGGACUAGGAAAUAUUGUUUUUAGAAGGAACAGAAUAACAAGCCCUGAAGACAUCUCAGAUACCAAGAAGGAGUUAGAGUUUAAAAUGUCCAGUGAAUUGCUUCAGAGACAAGGAGCAGCACAGGUUGACGAACUGGUGGCUGGUGAGGAGGGAGAGGAGAACAGCCUGAAAGAUGACCUGCCUUGGGAUGAGGAUGCAAUGGAGUGGGAGGAAGACACGGUUGAUGCUACACCCCUUGAAGUAUUCUUACAGUCUCACCACCUGGAAAAAUUUCUUUCCUUUUUCAUGAGAGAGCAGAUUGAUCUAGAAGCUCUGUUGCUUUGCUCUGAUGAGGAUCUUCAGAGCAUCCAAAUGCAGUUGGGUCCCAGGAAGAAAGUUCUCAAUGCCAUAAACAGAAGGAAGCAAGUACUCCAACAGCCUGGGCAACUGGUCGACACCAGCCUGUGACCGAGUGUUGGCCAAACAGGGUGAGCCUGCAACAGUGGGGUGAUGCUGUGGUCUACUGGAAGCACUUCAGGCAAUACCUUCUCUCUACUGAAUGCCAAGCAACUGGGUAUGAUGUCUGAGCUCUUGGAAUUGCCCACCUAAAAAAGAGGCCCAAGCUCUACUUUGAGAAAUUCUCUAUACCUAUACAAAUAAACCACCAGCAAGAAACUCAAAGAGACAUGUGAAUAAAAACUGGCAUUUCCCUUUGAUUAUCUUUUUAAUAUUUUUGAAUCUAGAGAGGGUUAAAUGUAUGAAGGAUAAGAGGAAAAACUCUCUUUACUUUUCCAACUCUGGAUUUAAGAUUAUAAUCUCUCAACACACUGCUUUUCACUUUCUGAUUUUCAUGCUCCGGGGAUUCCAACUCCAAUUCUGCCCUUAGCUCUACACUUUGUUGGUGGAAACUAAAAUUCCUCUAUCGGCCUAAGAUUUGAUACCCAACUUAAAUGUGUCUGAACUUUUAACAGAUGUCUGCAGGUUUAAAAGUAAUGAAAAUGGAUCUAUAGUACCCCCACCUGAGAACAGAGUAUGAGGUAGGGAGAAUGAAGAGAAAAAUAGAAUAUAGGAUACCUACUAUGAACAAAAUUGUUUUUCCCCAAAUUCAUGUACUGAAGCCCCAUCCAAUACAACUGUAUCCAAAUACAGUUGUAUUUGGAGAUAGGACCUUUGUUAAGUUAGAUGGGGUCAUAAGUGUGGGGCCCUAACCCCAUAUAACUCUUGUCCUUUAAGAAGAACAGAUACCAGGGAUGUACAUGCACAAAGAAAAGGCCCUGUGAGGACACAGCAAGAGGAUGGCCAUCUGCAAGCCAAGAGGAGAGGCCUCAGGAUACAUCAGAUUUGUCAACACUUUGAUCUUGACCUUUCAGCCUUUAGAAAUGUAACAAAAUAAAUGUCUAUUGUUCAUGCCACACA
Phyllostomus discolor (pale spear-nosed bat) is the source of this 2338-nucleotide messenger RNA. It is a transcript of the gene ANKS4B, whose product is annotated as ankyrin repeat and sterile alpha motif domain containing 4B. Gene Ontology annotation, biological process: brush border assembly. The record is from RefSeq and is a predicted model, not a curated record. The coding region runs from base 146 to 1390 and encodes 414 amino acids. The transcript is spliced from 2 exons. NCBI's taxonomy places the organism in Eukaryota, Metazoa, Chordata, Mammalia, Chiroptera, Phyllostomidae. Gene Ontology annotation, molecular function: protein binding.